AUGGAUUCCCGUAAGUCGGUCCUGCACGCCAAGCUCGAAAGCUCUCGUUGCUCCACGCCGGAGGCAGCAAGAUACAGACGGACGCCUUCGAAAACGCUCUCGCGGACCAAGCAACGCACCCAGACGACAGGCUUGCCCCCCGACUUCCCGUGCUACGCGGCCAUCAAGCACCAUGCCACUGUUGUGGAACAGGUAUUGCGUGCUGCGAAAGCCGCGGCCCACCGAGUGGGGAUCGUCACACUCUCGGAGAGGCCUUGGGUUUUCGAGUCGGCAGAUAAGUAUCUUCCAGGACUUGAUGUUGCAGAGCUCCUGAAGGAGCUCCAGAUUCCCGUGUACUAUGCGCCGGAGCAUCAGCACGAGAGCGGUUCUGACGAAGAGGAUCCGAAGGUUAGCAUGAAGAAGGCAGCGAUGGCCGAGUUCCUUCAGGUGGGUUUCGGCCACGAUGCCUCGUCCGACGGCUCGCUGAACGUUGUGUCCAUCGGCGACUCCAUGGUCGAGAAGGAGGCUGCCGAAGCCACGGUGCGCUCAGUGGAGCUGAGCAAGACCCAACCGAGCCUUUGCAAGACGGUGAAGCUCAUCAGUGACCCUUCCUUGAAGCAGCUCACGGACGAGCUUCAGAUCCUCUCCUCGAAGCUUCAGCCGAUCAUAGGUCACCCCAGAGAUCUUGACCUGCAUGUGCAGAGCCCAGAAGACCUCACUGCGCAGAUUGCCACCCUGUCGGGAGCAUGA
Messenger RNA from Symbiodinium sp. CCMP2456, 729 nucleotides. The record is from the annotation of a GenBank genome assembly. Lineage: Eukaryota; Dinophyceae; Suessiales; Symbiodiniaceae.